This is a messenger RNA of Pundamilia nyererei, 1118 nucleotides long. It is a transcript of the gene rpz2, whose product is annotated as rapunzel 2. Lineage: Eukaryota; Metazoa; Chordata; Actinopteri; Cichliformes; Cichlidae. Bases 135 to 821 code for a protein of 228 amino acids. The transcript is spliced from 2 exons. The record is from RefSeq and is a predicted model, not a curated record.
UCCUUAUUUGACUAUAGGGUGGAAAAUGGUGGAAGGUAAAGCCAGACGGCUGCAGUAGACUGAGGAUAACCAGCAGUUUUAUCUUUGAUUCACUCUGUGUGCACUUUUAACUUUGAAGAAGAAAAACAGCAGUGAUGGCUGAUUCAGCACAAAUCAAGAAGACUGCAGCCAAAGUGUUGUGCUGUGUGGAGAAGGUUUCCUCCUUCGCCUCCUCCAUUGACCCCAUCUUUGGUGUUGUCUCUUCCCUGGUUGGAGUGGCUCGCAAGGGCCUGAUGGAUGAAGUGGAUCAUCCUCUGGAGAAGGACUUUCAAGCGAUCCACACCAAACUACAGAGCAUCUCUCAGAAGAACCAGGAAUGCCUGAAGAAGAUCCACAUUGACGAGGUGAACGAAACCUACGGCAAGUACGAGGAGUACAUCAAGCACCAGUACAAUGCCUUCAACAACAUGGUGGCACUGGUGAAGAAAGAUCCAGGCAACGCCACGCGCCACAUGGAGACCUUUGAGAAGAUUUAUGAGAGGGACAAGUCUGACAUGAGCCUGGAUGUGUAUUAUCGUGGCGUGGUGGGUACACAAACGCUAUUCGGAAAACCGCUGCUAAAAGUGUACUUUGAACACUGUGAAGGCGACCGAGAAAUCAUGGAGCGCCGCUGUUCACACAUCACCCACCUCUUCCACAUGGGCCUCAUCGCCCUCAUGGGCUACACAGCUGUUACAGAGGACGAUGAAGAUGAAGUGCGCGAGAAGUGGACUGGCAGGGUGCAGGACAUCCAAGAGAAGAUGCAGGAGGUGCUCAGCGAGUGCAAACCCCAAGUAUCCUAAGCCCCACAAGGAGAGAGGACAUCCUUUGAGUCUGGUGGUACUAACAAGGGGACCAAUCAGGACUCUCAGCUGUGGAUUAAAAAAAAUAAAUUAUGCUAUUAUAUAAAAAUAUAUGUAAGACCAAAGCCAUGUUUUCAUUUGAGCACUUGAGCUGCACUGGAUGGUUGUACUGCAGCAUCUUACUUGUUGUCUUGACAAUGUAUACUGCUUUCAGAGUUACCACUAUAAUGUUCAGCUGCUUUGUGCUGCGCCUCAAUAAAUGCUGAAAUUUUAUACAAUAAAAUGUAUGAAAUAUUA